AUGACAAUCAUUCAGCUUCAAGACAACAAUUUAACUGGAGUGAUUCCAGAGGCUUUUUCUAGUAGCAAAAACCUGCUAGAGCUGCAGCUUGGGAACAAUUUGCUUGGGGGUCAUUUUCCUUGCAGUCUGAGUAGAAUAGAAAAUCUUGAGAGUCUGAACUUGAGUAUUAACAAGUUUUCUGGAGAAAUCCCUGGAUGCAUUGGCAAUCUCAAAAUGUUGCAGACUCUUGAUAUCUCAAACAACAGUUUCGUAGGCGAGUUACCAUCAGCAGACAAUAUGGUAUCACUUCGAUUUGUGAACAUAUCAUAUAACCAACUCUCAGGCCAAAUUCCAUCUGUUUGGGCAAAGGCAUUGGAGUCAGAUCCCAGAACGACUCUGGGAAAUCCAAGACUCUGUCUAGCAUCCAUGAAAGGCGGCAACUGCAGAAGUCACAAGAAAGCACAUCCAGGAGGUCCAGUCCUCGCGGGUAUAAUAAUUGGAUCAUUUUUCUUGACAGUAUGCCUUCUUGCAGCCAUAUACACGUUAUUAACUCGUUUUUGGCACCGUACCCCAUCAUCUUCUCAUCAAGAUCUGCUGUACCAUCAAUCAAGAAAUGAAGAGUUACCAGAAGAUCUGAAUUUCAUGGAUAUUCUUCGUGCAACUGAAGGUUGGAGUGAUAAGCAUGUGAUUGGAAGAGGCAAGCAUGGGACUGUGUAUAGAGCAGAGUCAGUGAAAUCAAAAAAGCAGUGGGCAAUUAAGAAGGUGGAUCUGAGUGAGUCAAAAUUCAACUCAGAGAUGAGAAUUUUGAACCUAGUCAGACACAGAAAUAUACUUAGAAUGGGAGGUUACAGCAUCAGAAAUGGAUAUGGAUACAUUGUUACAGAAUACAUGCCUGAGGGCACUCUCUAUCAUCUACUGCACAAGAGACUACCUCGCGUAGCUUUGAGCUGGGAGCAGCGAUGCCGUAUUGCUCUUGGAAUAGCUCAAGGUUUGUCGUAUCUUCACCAUGACUGUGUACCUCCAAUCAUUCACAGGGAUGUCAAAUCAGACAACAUUCUGCUGGAUUCGGAAUUUGAACCCAAGAUUGGAGAUUUUGGGGCAGCAAAAUUGGAUUCUGAAGUUGAUGAAAACGAAACAGAUUCUGUAAUUGUUGGAACACUUGGCUACAUAGCACCAGAGAAUGCAUAUGCAACAAGGUUGACGGAUAAAUGCGAUGUAUACAGCUAUGGAAUAAUUCUACUGGAGCUUGUGUGCAGAAAAUUACCGGUGGAUCCAAGCUUUGAUGAGGGCUUAGAUAUUGUCUCCUGGGUAAAGACGACAGAACAUGGUUGCAACUAUAAUUUCGGUAUCUUGGAUGAAGAAAUAAUGCACUGGGAGAGAGAGGAGCAGCAAGAAGCACUGGCGAUGGUGGAUAUUGCUUUACAAUGCACUGAAAUGGUUCCAGAUAUUAGGCCCUCUAUGAGAGGUGUCGUGAGUUCCCUUCUUAACUUUCAAAGCAAAUUCGAGGUUGGUGUGAGAAUUCAUUCAACCCCCUAGCUUUAAAGUGAAUGCUGCUACAUUAAUGCAAGGGCAAUCGAAGGAGAAAGGUGAUAUCUAUGUUCAUGCCAAGCCAGUAUUAGGACUUAGGAUAAGGGAAAAUACGUUCUAAUACGUUUCAGUUAUCCAUAUAUCAUUAUCUAUCUUUUAUAUUAAGUAUUAGGAUUUGCUUUGAUUUAUUUAGAUUUGUUAACAAGAUUAGUUAGAGAUGUCAGAUCGCAAGAAUAAAAUUUGGUC
Salvia hispanica is the source of this 1752-nucleotide messenger RNA. NCBI's taxonomy places the organism in Eukaryota, Viridiplantae, Streptophyta, Magnoliopsida, Lamiales, Lamiaceae. The record is from RefSeq and is a predicted model, not a curated record.